CUAUAAUCAUCUAUAAAAAGGACUUCUCCAUGCAAAUUAUUUCAAUUUAACAAUACUCAUUUCAUCACCAAAACAUUUCUCUCGUUCUACCUUUCUUUCAUACAUAGAUUCAAGUAAUCGUUAAAGAAUAUAUAUAGUUUGUUACAUUAAUUUGUGGUCACACAAACUUUGUUCAAAAGAUGGAUAGUUCCUUAGGUGACAUGUUGGUUAAGGUGGUUGUGUUCUUCCUAGUCCAAGCUUUGGUGUACCUUAUCCUUUCAAAUUCAUCAAACAUAUUCUCCAAGGAUAUCAAGAGAUCAAACAGCUUCAGGCCGGCGCGUUCCCUCAGUAUUCGCCGGAUGUUGGCUUUGCUUUCCGAUUUUCCUCCAGAAGGAGAACCUUCUCCUUCUACAAAGAGUCCUCAAUCACAAGCUACUCAAAAUUAGAAUCAGUAUUGUAUCAUGUCAAAUUUGUAAAUUAUUUAUCUUAUUGUGAGUAUAGAGAGGCUGUUACAAAAUUAGUUAAACAGUAAUAGCUCAAUUAUUGAUUUGGGGGUGUUAAAUUCUUUUAUUCAUUUGUUUUUUUAUUUUAGAAAAUAAACUAGGAUGUAAUAUAUUUAUGAAUGGAAUUGGAUUGAUAUUUACUUUUUAUUAAGAA
Messenger RNA from Vicia villosa (hairy vetch), 636 nucleotides. RefSeq lists its product as uncharacterized. The record is from RefSeq and is a predicted model, not a curated record. Bases 180 to 425 code for a protein of 81 amino acids. Lineage: Eukaryota; Viridiplantae; Streptophyta; Magnoliopsida; Fabales; Fabaceae. The transcript has a single exon.